UCCCCCAGUACUGAAAUUAAGCAGCAUCCAACACAGGCCUACUCUUACGACAUGUGACUUUACUGUUUUCCGUUUCUGUUGAAAGAGUCAUUAGCAGUUAGGAGUUGAUGGCAGUUUCAAUAACAGGUCAUUGCCGAGAAAGGGAUAGCACUAUAAUAUGCAGAAAUCUACAAAUUCUGAUACUUCUUUGGAAACACUGAAUUCUACCCGCCAAGGCACAGGAGCUGUGCAAAUGAGAAUCAAAAAUGCCAACAGCCACCAUGACAGGCUCAGCCAAAGUAAAUCCAUGAUCCUCACCGAUGUUGGGAAGGUCACUGAACCUAUAUCCCGACACAGAAGGAAUCAUUCACAGCAUAUCUUGAAAGAUGUCAUUCCUCCAUUGGAACAGUUGAUGGUUGAAAAAGAAGGUUAUCUGCAAAAAGCUAAAAUUGCAGAUGGAGGAAAGAAACUAAGGAAAAACUGGUCUACUUCCUGGAUCGUUCUUUCUAGUCGAAAAAUUGAAUUUUACAAAGAAUCCAAGCAACAGGCUCUGUCCAAUAUGAAAACUGGGCACAAACCAGAAAGUGUGGAUUUGUGUGGAGCACACAUUGAAUGGGCCAAGGAAAAAUCGAGCAGAAAGAAUGUCUUUCAGAUCACAACAGUAUCAGGAAAUGAGUUCCUUCUACAGUCAGAUAUUGACUUCAUCAUAUUGGAUUGGUUCCACGCUAUCAAAAAUGCAAUUGACAGAUUGCCAAAGGAUUCAAGUUGUCCAUCAAGAAACCUGGAAUUAUUCAAAAUCCAAAGAUCCUCCAGCACUGAAUUGCUAAGUCACUACGACAGUGAUAUAAAAGAACAGAAACCAGAGCACAGAAAAUCUUUAAUGUUCAGACUGCAUCAUAGUGCUUCCGAUACAAGCGACAAAAAUCGAGUUAAAAGCAGAUUAAAGAAGUUUAUUACCCGAAGACCUUCCCUGAAAACUCUGCAAGAAAAAGGACUUAUUAAAGAUCAAAUUUUUGGCUCUCAUCUGCACAAAGUGUGUGAACGUGAAAAUUCCACAGUUCCGUGGUUUGUAAAGCAAUGCAUUGAAGCUGUUGAGAAAAGAGGUCUAGAUGUUGAUGGAAUAUAUCGAGUUAGUGGCAAUCUGGCAACAAUACAGAAGUUAAGAUUUAUUGUCAACCAAGAAGAGAAGCUGAAUUUGGACGACAGCCAGUGGGAGGACAUCCACGUUGUCACCGGAGCACUGAAGAUGUUUUUCCGGGAGCUGCCUGAGCCGCUCUUCCCUUACAGUUUCUUUGAGCGGUUUGUGGAAGCGAUCAAAAAGCAAGACAACAACACAAGAAUUGAAGCCGUAAAGUCUCUUGUACAAAAACUCCCUCCGCCAAAUCGUGACACCAUGAAAGUCCUCUUUGGACAUCUAACUAAGAUAGUGGCCAAAGCCUCCAAGAACCUCAUGUCCACACAAAGCUUAGGGAUUGUAUUUGGACCCACCCUCCUGCGAGCUGAAAAUGAAACAGGAAACAUGGCGAUCCACAUGGUCUACCAGAACCAGAUAGCUGAGCUCAUGCUGAGCGAGUACAGUAAGAUCUUCAGCUCGGAGGAAGACUGACAGACAAGACAAGCUACUGAAUACGUUCACAUCUGUCUUGAUGCCUAAUAUUUUUACAUUUCUGUAAACAUAUUUCUGAAAUAUUUUUUGCCUUUCAAGCGACAGAUGCCUCAUUUUGUGAAAACUUAAUGAUGAUUUUGUGUUUAAGCUCCAAACAUUUGAAUAAAAUAAUUGACAAUA
Molecule: messenger RNA, 1765 nt
Organism: Piliocolobus tephrosceles (Ugandan red Colobus)
Lineage: Eukaryota; Metazoa; Chordata; Mammalia; Primates; Cercopithecidae
Gene: ARHGAP15
Product: Rho GTPase activating protein 15
Exons: 14
Coding region: 158-1585 (475 amino acids)
Biological process (GO): signal transduction; regulation of GTPase activity
Cellular component (GO): cytoplasm
Source: RefSeq, a predicted model, not a curated record